GAAACGCAGCGUGACGUCACACGUUCAGCAACCACAAACAGGAAGAAAACAUACAGCUGUUAUCUAAGCAGGGAGGGCUUUGGCUAGCUUAGCACCCCGUGUGGCGUUGUCACAGUAAUGAAACGGCAUUGAGAGUCGGAACAAACUGGUGUUUGGUCAUGCUGUGUCCGGAGUAGCGGCCGUAUCGAUAGAUACCAAGAAUACCGUCCUCCUCGACUUUCCUCCGGCCCGGCUGUUGAACCGAGGCGUGAAUGAGUGACUUGGUGUCUCCCACAGCUCUCAGUGAAGUCCAGCUCCGCUUCCUCUGCCACGAUGACAUAGAGAAUGUCAAGCUGCUCUGCGGUGAUUGGUUCCCAAUCGAGUACCCAGACUCAUGGUAUCAGGACAUCACCUCCAACAAGAAGUUCUUCUCCCUCGCUGCCACCUUCAGAGGAGGCAUCGUGGGAAUGAUUGUGGCCGAGAUCAAAGGCCGGACCAAAGUACACAAAGAGGAUGGAGACAUCCUGGCCUCCAGUUUCCCUGUGGACACACAAGUAGGAAGGAAGAGAAAACACAGCUUAUCAGAAACGGCGAAGGAGGACCGCCAUUGCCAUCCCCCUCUAACCCUCCUUCCAUUACGUGUGAGGAUCCCUCCCCCCCCCCAGAGCCCCCAUCCAGGUCCACGUCUCCCUCUUUCUCCCUCCCUUCAGUAAACCUUUCUCCCCCCU
Messenger RNA from Gasterosteus aculeatus aculeatus (three-spined stickleback), 707 nucleotides. Lineage: Eukaryota; Metazoa; Chordata; Actinopteri; Perciformes; Gasterosteidae. The record is from RefSeq and is a predicted model, not a curated record.